Molecule: messenger RNA, 3603 nt
Organism: Oreochromis aureus
Lineage: Eukaryota; Metazoa; Chordata; Actinopteri; Cichliformes; Cichlidae
Gene: kif11
Product: kinesin family member 11
Exons: 27
Coding region: 259-3450 (1063 amino acids)
Biological process (GO): mitotic spindle assembly; microtubule-based movement
Cellular component (GO): nucleus; spindle microtubule
Molecular function (GO): plus-end-directed microtubule motor activity; ATP binding; microtubule binding
Source: RefSeq, a predicted model, not a curated record
CGUUACUCUCCUGCUAUUGGCCAAUGAAAAUUUAAAAGUACAGUUUGAAAAGUGUCCUGUCGGAGGUUUUAGUCCGCCAGAGAAGUUGUAGGAAAACGGCCUGUGCUUUCAGAGCAGCCCGUAAACGCUGAAUUAUACGAUUUAUUACGAUAUCGAAGACUUUGGAUUUAUUAUCGGAUAACCCGCAGAGGGGGAGGAAGUGACGCGCAAACCGAUAUUUGUGCGUGAUAUAACGGUGUCCGGGAGCAGCUCGGAGCCAUGUCUUCAAACGUCCAGAGCGGAGGGAAACGGGAGGAGAAGGGCAGGAACAUCCAGGUGGUGGUCAGAUGCAGGCCUUUCAACACGAUGGAGCGCAAGUCGUCCUACGGCGUCAUCGACUGCGAUCAAAACCGGAAAGAGGUGAUGGUGAGGACGGGAGGCAUGAACGACAAGGCGUCACGGAAGACCUACACGUUCGACAUGGUGUUCGGUCCGUCUGCGAAGCAGAUCGAAGUGUACCGGAGCGUCGUCUGUCCCAUCCUGGACGAGGUCAUCAUGGGAUACAACUGCACCGUGUUUGCCUACGGUCAGACGGGAACGGGAAAGACGUUCACCAUGGAGGGAGAGAGGAGCCCGGACGAGCAGUUCACCUGGGAGGAGGACCCGCUGGCCGGCAUCAUCCCUCGCACGCUGCAUCAGAUCUUUGAAAAGCUUUCCGAGAACGGCACCGAGUUCUCCGUCAAAGUCUCGCUGCUGGAGAUCUACAACGAGGAGCUGUUUGACCUCCUCAGCCCCACCGAGGACGUCAGCGAGCGGCUGCAGCUCUUCGACGACCCUCGCAACAAGCGCGGCGUGGUGGUGAAGGGUCUGGAGGAGGUGACGGUGCACAACAAAGACGAAGUCUACCAGAUCCUGGAACGCGGAGCAGCAAAGAGGAGGACCGCCUCCACGCUCAUGAACGCCUAUUCCAGUCGCUCCCACUCGGUGUUCUCCGUCACCAUCCACAUGAAGGAGAUCACUCUGGAAGGAGAGGAGCUGGUGAAGAUCGGAAAACUCAAUCUGGUCGAUCUCGCCGGCAGCGAGAACAUCGGCCGUUCUGGCGCCGUGGACAAGCGCGCUCGCGAGGCGGGAAACAUCAACCAAUCGCUGCUGACGCUGGGCCGAGUGAUCACCGCUCUGGUGGAGAAGAGGCCUCACGUCCCGUACAGGGAGUCCAAACUCACCAGAAUCCUUCAGGACUCGCUGGGAGGGCGGACCAAAACCUCCAUCAUCGCCACCGUGUCGCCGUCGUCCAGCAACCUGGAAGAGACGCUGAGCACCCUCGAGUACGCCAGCAGGGCCAAAAACAUCAUGAACAAGCCGGAGGUCAACCAGAAGCUCACCAAGCGGACACUCAUUAAGGAAUACACCGAGGAGAUCGAGCGUCUGAAACGCGACCUGGCCGCCACCCGGGACAAGCACGGAGUCUACCUGUCCUCGGAGAACUACGAGAGCAUGGUGGCUCAGAUCACCUCCCACGAGGAGCAGGUUACAGAGUACAACGACAAGAUCGCCAUCAUGGAGGAGGAGCUUAAGAAGGUCACGGAGCUGUUUGUGGACAGCAAAGCCCGACUGGAGCAGUGCACCGCGGACCUGGACGAAAAGCAGCAGAGGCUGGAGGAGACGAGCAGAGACCUGCAGGAGACGAAGGUGAAGCUGAGCGAGGAGGAGUUCAUCUGCUCCGAGCUCUCCUCCGUCCAGGAGACGCUGUACGACACGGCCGGGCAGCUGCUGAGCACGGCGGACGCCAGCACCAGCGACGUGUCGGGCCUCCACGACAAGCUGGACAGGAAGAAAAAGGUGGAGGAGCACAACAGGGAGAUCCAGCAGAGCUUCGCCCAGCGGAUGGACGGCUCCUUCAGAGACGUGCAGCGCUGCAUCCAGCAGCACGGAGACAAACAGCGCCACAUGCUGAGCAGCUACUCGCAGGCCGUCGAUGGUUUGCUCGUGAUGAACACGGCGGCGCUGAAGGGCGCUCUUACCACUGUGGAGUCCUUUGUGGGCGGAGUCAGGCCACUGGUGGCUGAGAGCGUGGCCCGCUGCGAAGAGAAGGUGCAGCAGAACGAGGCGCUAUGUCUGCAGGACAAGGAGAGCGUGCUGCAGCUGCUGGAGGAGCACCGACGGGACAUGGAGGAGGUGCUGGUGGUCCAAACUCUGAUGGGUUUAUCAGCAGCCAAAGAGCUCAACGACAGCCUGAGAGCUUCGGUGGAGAAGCAGCGAGCGCUGGCCGACAAAGCAGAGGCGAUGAAGGAGAUGGGCGUGGUGUUCGACGGCUUGGUCCGGGAGCUGGCGGCGCUGCGGGAGGCCGCCGUGCAGAGUCUGAGCGCCCUGAAGGCCGAACGCAACGAGCUGGAGGACAAGAUCAGGCAGGCGGAGGAGGAGAUCGAGCAGAAGGAUAUGAAGGAGACCAUCCAGUGCCUCCAGGACCAGCUCAACCUGCUGACUGUGAAGGUCAAGAAGAAGUUCACUGGUCUGCACUCGGCCUCCAGAGGCCUGCAGAAGCCCCUGCAGAGCCUCCAGGAGGACAUCAGCAGAGGCUGCAGCACAGUCGAGCAUCAGGUCUCGGCCCAGGCGGACCUCCUGUCCUCCUCCGCCUCCUCCCUCGUCUCCUCCCUGCGUCUGACCGCAGACGAGAGCCUGCAGUCUCUGGAGGAGAUGUCAGGCUGCUGCUCCCACAUCCACAGCUCCGUCACCGGUCUGUUGGAGCGUGACCUUGAGUGGAGCUCCAGAGUAAAGGAGCACGCUGAGAAACGAGCCGAGGAGCAGCUCACGCUGAUGAGGAAGGUUAGCUCUGAAGCUCAGGACCUGCUUCAGAGCGUGGAGGAUCGCUGCUCCGAGCAGCUCCGAGCAGCCAAGGCCGAGAUGUCCGACCAGCAGCAGGAGGUGACGCGAGCUCUGACGGCUGUCAAGGACCAGACCUCCAUCGACUGGAGCGCCCUGGAGGAGCAGCGGGCUGAGCUCCUGCAGCACGUGGAGGCGAGCGAGCAGCUGGUCCACAGCUUCCUGCGGGACCAGCUGCAGGAAGACGUUCCCACUGGUGCGACCCCUCAGCGUCGGGAGUUUGUGUAUCCCCGUCAGCUGGUGAAGUCUCGCCGCCGCAGCGAGCUGCUGGAGAGCCUGAGGAGGCAGCAGGAGGAGCUGCAGGCCGCCAUGGAGGCGGAGGAAGAGGAGGAGCUGGAGGACGAGGACAAGCAGAGCCAGACUGACCCGGACUCGCUGGAGGACGAUCUGAGCACGUGCAACGAAAGUCUGGCCACAGAGCCGUCCUUCAUCGACGAGAACCUCGUCUUCAACGAGAGCAAGCGGGUCCCUUUCUUCAAGAAGAAGAAAGGCAAGAAGGAGACAAAGAUCCCGUCCCGGUCUAAAGUGUCGGAAAAUGAAGCAGAGUCGACGCCUCAGAGAUCCAGACUGCCGCUCCGCUGUCAGAACUGAAAACUUAUUUCUUUAUUUUUAAUAACUUUAUUACCGUUUCUUCUUUUUUCUGACCUCUUUAAUCUUAAAUGUGUCCUCAUGAACUGUUUUAUUGUGGUUUGUGUCUCAACAUCUGCAAAUUGUUUAUAAAAUUAAAGAUUUAUACUUGUUUUA